CGACUGAAAGUACCGACUUACGGCAGUGAAAGCAGGCCUUCCGGUGUAGCAAAGCGUGUUUGUUUUCCUUUUGACAGGAGCGUUUCCCCGCUGGCAUAGCUACGAUGGGAAUAGAAGAAGAAGCGGACCGGACACUAUUUAUAAGAAAUUUGGAUUCUAAAGUCAGUUUGGAAGUCUUUCAUGAUGUGACUGGUUGUGUUUUGCAGGCAGGACCUCUCGUCAGAACUAAAAUCCCAAAAGAUACAGAAGGGAAGCAGAAAACGUUUGGUUUCGUCGUGUACAAACAUGACGUGUCGGCGCCCUAUGCCAUGCAACUGCUGGACGGAACGUCUCUGUUUGGGAGGAACAUCCACGUCCAGUUCAGAUCAGGCAGCAGUCAUGGCAGCAGUCCUGGAAACUCUCAGAAUUCAACUCCUGCAAAUACUCCAAAUCCUCACGGCCAGAGAACCCCGGCCCAGUUCAGCUCUCCCUCAUACAGCCAUCAACCUCCAAUGCAGAGGUCUUUCUCAUCCCCUGAUAGCCUACAGAAGCAUGCUAUGAUGAACAACGUGAUGUGGCAGUUCCACAUGCAGCAGGUUGAGCAGCUCAAUGACGCUUUCACUACACCUCCACAGCGGCAAAACUCUGGAGGUAGAAGUUCCGUCGGAGGGGGCUCCAGGCACCACGACAACGCCCCCUAUCGCCAUCACCCAUCCAAGAUGGGCAGCGGCGGCAGGACCCCCGGCUACAGGGACGAGCCCACGUACCAGCAGCAGCAGCACAGCCACGGCCGAGAGUCCUACCACCAGCAGAACAACCGCAGCGGGAACCGCUAUCCCGACAGCAGAGGCGGGAACAGACAUUACGACGACAGGGGCGGCGACCGCGGUUACCAAGACAACAGAUGGCGACGAUACUGAGUCACACGAAGGACUUUUUCACUUGUUUUUUAAAGAAUGUCUGAGUUUUGUUUAAAAAAGAAUCAUUUGGUCCUCUCAGGUUGUUUGCUUUUUAACGAUGUUUUUAAAUUGGAACUCUUUGAUGUGAGAUUUCCUCACAGAUGUUAUUAUUUUUAGCCAUGGACUUGAGCAAGGGCACAUUUCAGAUAUCACUGCAAGAGAUUCUGGAAGUUAAAAAAAGACAUGAACAAAAAAAAAACAUUUUAUGUUUGGGAAAUUAAUUUAAAUGGUGCUAAUGAAAAUGUUCUGGUGCUUUUCAAUUUUUUUUAAGAUCUUUAACCAGCAACAACAUGGCACCAGGUUUUCCAAAUUUUCAAUGUGCUCUUUCUGGGCUUAUUACCAAUUUUAUUUUUGCAGUUUUGAUCUGUAAGAUGUGUUUUAAAACCAACAUUCUUAUAAAUCUCUUUUCAUGA
This is a messenger RNA of Oryzias melastigma (Indian medaka), 1351 nucleotides long. It is a transcript of the gene rbm7, whose product is annotated as RNA binding motif protein 7. Gene Ontology annotation, cellular component: nucleus. Gene Ontology annotation, biological process: regulation of alternative mRNA splicing, via spliceosome. Bases 105 to 899 code for a protein of 264 amino acids. Lineage: Eukaryota; Metazoa; Chordata; Actinopteri; Beloniformes; Adrianichthyidae. The record is from RefSeq and is a predicted model, not a curated record. Gene Ontology annotation, molecular function: single-stranded RNA binding. The transcript is spliced from 5 exons.